Molecule: messenger RNA, 1456 nt
Organism: Tuber aestivum (summer truffle)
Lineage: Eukaryota; Fungi; Ascomycota; Pezizomycetes; Pezizales; Tuberaceae
Source: the annotation of a GenBank genome assembly
GCCAAAGGGGUACUCUGAUAUUCACCACCAGAUCACUCCGGGUUGCAUCUUGGCAGGAUUGCGAAAGGAUUGAUGUCGGAAAAAUGGGGGAGGAUGAAGCCACGGUAUUGUUUUCGAAACUCUGCGGUAACAGGAACAGUUCGAACGAGGAAGAGAAUGAGGCCAUCGCAUUAAUCUUAGGCUCUCUACACUACAUACCUCUAGCUAUCGUAGGAGCGGCAGCCUUCAUGACGGAAACCCAGACACCGCCAUCCGCAUACUGGACCAUUUUCCGGGGAAGCGACGAACAAGCAAGGAGACUCCUUUUACAGCCGUUUUGUGACAUACAACGAGAGGCGGACAUGACCGAAAGCAUCCUAGCCACGUACUUUAUCACCUUUGACCGAAUCACGCGGCAGAUGCCCCAAGCAGCAAAAAUUCUGCAUUUAAUUGCCUUCUUCGAUCGUCAGAACAUACCGGAGGAGCUAUUGAAUGAGAGUGGUUUGGAAGGGACGGAUGAUCCAAUCGAGUUUCGUCAGGCUAUUGGAAAACUGUUGGGAUUUUCGCUAGUUACAUCUGUGAAAACUCAGGACAAGACCCUUUACGAGCUUCACGGUUUGGUCCAGCUGUCUUUACAGGCAUAUCUACCAACAGAGGAGUUGAAUCGAUGGCGGGCCAAUGCGCUCGGAGUUGUUUCAAGGCUCUUUCCCCGGCAUUGGGACUCGUGGAGAGACGUUAGUUCCGCAUACAUUCCACAUGCACUCACUGUAACCAAGCAUUCAACCGAUCCCAUGGCCGAAGAGCUGUGUUUUCGCCUGGGAGAUUACUUUGUAGAUAUGGGUUUCUACAAAGACGCAGAGGUUCAAUUACGUCGAUGUAUAGCACUCCGGGAAGAGAAUAAAGACUAUGACUGGGAUGAGGAAGGUCCGAGGAGGGUUACGAUCCUGGGGUUCGUAAACAUAUGUCAGGGAAAGGCAGACGUGGCCGAGAAGAUACUGCGGGAUUUGUUAGAGGAUAUCGAGGGGUCAUUGGGCCCAAAUAAUCCCAUCGUCCUGGAGGCUUUCAGCUACCUGGCUCUGGCACUACGAGACCGUGGAAUGUACGGUGAAUCAGAGGCAAUACACCGGCGAGAGCUGGCGGGUUCCGAGAAGAUUCUUGGACAAGACCACCCGGACACCCUAACAAGUCUCGGCAGUCUAGCCAAUGUGCUACAAUCCCAAGGAAAGUACGAUGAAUCAGAGGCGAUUCACCGGCGAGAACUGGAGGGUUCCGAGAAGAUUCUUGGACCCGACCACCCAAGCACCCUAACAAGUCUCGACAACCUAGCCCUUGUGUUAAGAUCCCAAGGAAAGUACGAUGAAUCAGAGGCGAUGAAUCGACUUGCACUGGAGGGGCGCGAGAAGGUUCUUGGACCAGACCACCCAAACACCCUAACAAGUCUCAACAACCUAGCCAAUGUUCUACAAUCCCAAGGAAA